AUGAAAAUGAGGAGGAUGACCUCCUCUAGAAUUCCUUCCAGCAGAAUCGAUGAUGAAGCUGCUGCUGCUGAUUAUGAUGAUGAUGAUGGCGAAGAUUUUUAUGAUGACGAUGAUUGUGAUGACGACGACGAUGAUGACGUCGAUGAUGACGACAGCUGUGAUGACACUUACACGGGGGAGGGCUACAAAUGUAAAUCUGCGGCACGUACAAGGAAGAAAGUCUUUGCGUCAAAAAGGCAGAGUGCUGCCAAGAUUAAUGAUAAACAUGAUAAGGACUGCAAUGAUGGCGAUGAGGCUGCUGAUGAUGACGACGAUGAUGAAACUGCAAGUUAUAAUGACAUCUGUGAUGAUAUAGAUGGUUUCAACGAAGCCGCGGGGCAGACCACUAACUCCAAGUCAUCUGCCAUCAAUGAUGUCUCUAAAGAUGAUGAUGACAGAGAUAUUAUGGAUAAUAAUGGAGAUAGGAGGGGCAGGUCUAAUGACACGGCGGCUGAACUUUUGGAAAGCAACGUGAAUGUCGUGGAAUGUAAAUCUUCAAUUGUGGUGGAACAUGGAGUGAAGCGGGAGUCUGCUACUGCUGCUGCUGCUGCUGCUGCUUCUCUUAAUGUUGCUUCCGCUGGCAAUGUUGCAGCUACUGGGACUGUAAAAAGAAAAAUGGAAAGAAAAAAGUCUCUAGGGAAACGUGACCCGAUGGAGGAAGAUAAGUUUGAGGGCGGUGGUGGUUUCGUUUGUGAUGUUCCUGUCCUUCCUUUUUCUUACCAUUGUCGCGACGUUCACGUGAUAAAGAAGCAAAAAAUAACCGUAAAUGAUAAAGAAAUGAAGUCUGCCUACAAAGAUACUGCAACCUCGUCUUCCGCUAAGAAGAUGACGUCAUCGGUCAAUGAAUAUUCACCUCCAGCUGUUGAGACCAAGAAAAAGAAUAAAUCAACUGCAAAAUCUGCCAACAGAAAUUUUAACACUCAGGAGGUUGUGACGUCAUCACCUGGUUUGAAACAAUCAUCGGCAAGCAAGUACAAACGUAAGACGCCAAUCAGUAAGGCAGCAAAAUCACCAACAUCAGGCACCACAUUUGCAGCUGCUGAGUCAGCGACAACGGAAUCAAUCUCCAAGGUGACGUGCACAACUUCAAACAUUUUUGCUUCAGCUGCAGCAACGACAACAACAUCAGCAACAACUACAUUACCAACAUUAACAACAACAGCUUCAACUCCAGCCACAAACACGUUCAGCAAGAAGCAAACUGCAACAGCUGUAUCGUUCCUCAGCUCGUUUGCAACUUUCUUGCAGCAGCAGAAGAGGAGUGACAACAACAACGCCAACAGUAGUAGCAGUAGUAGUAGUUGUCGUGGCACUCAUUCAUUGUCGUCAUCCAGUAAUGUCACCACAUCUCACGAUGUCAUAACCAACAACAUCAACAACUUUACCUACAACAACAAUAAUAAUAACAACAACAGUACCUACAACAAUAACAACAACAGCAACAACACUACCUACAACAACAACAGGAACAAUAAUAACAACAACAGUAAAAUUAUUAACAGCUAUGUUAUCAAAAACAUUUCAACUAUUACAAAUACUAAUAGUUCUGCUAAUAAAAUCAAUAACCCCGUCGUUAAUAAAAAUAAUAAUGAUAAUAUCACGGUAAUUGUCGACCAUGGAAAGGGCUCAACUUCAAACUUGCAAAAGGAGAGUAAGGACGUAAAAAAUGUCUUCUCCCUGCUUGCCGCCCCAUCACCAUCUUCAUCUUCUUCAUCAUUUGCUUCUAACUUAUUCUUCAUUCCCAACGCCAAUCUCUCGUUGCUGUCGUCACCAUCGUCAUCAUCUUCAGUAGGUUUGGUGUCAUUUUCGUCAUCACCAUUAUCGUUGUCGCUACCCACUCCGCCGCUAUUCAGCUCCCCAAAAAAGACGACGUCGUCGUUGUCGUCAACAUCACCAUCAGUGACGUCACCGUCGCUACCACCACCAUCAUCGUCGUCGUCGUCAUCAAUUUAUUUGAAGCCAUCGCUUUUAGGUAAAAUAGCCAAAUAGAUGGAUGAAUAUAAAUAAUGCUGUUUACAUACUACUGCAUAGUAUAUAAUAUAUAAUAUAAUGCUAUAUAAUAUAAUAGUAUACAAUAUAUAAUAUAAUACUACAUAGUGAAUAAUACUAAGUCCGGCCCAUAUCUGACGGAGACUAUAAGUUAUAAGCGAGGAUUGAUUGAUUGAUUGAUUGAUUGAUUGAUUGAUUGAUUGAUUGAUUGAUUGAUUGAUUGAUUGAUUGAUAGUGUGUAAUACUGGCUACUGAUAUUAAUACUACUAGU
This is a messenger RNA of Helobdella robusta, 2299 nucleotides long. RefSeq lists its product as hypothetical. Lineage: Eukaryota; Metazoa; Annelida; Clitellata; Rhynchobdellida; Glossiphoniidae. The transcript is spliced from 2 exons. The record is from RefSeq and is a predicted model, not a curated record. Bases 1 to 2028 code for a protein of 675 amino acids.